GGGUGGCGGCAGCGGCAGCCGCGGGACAGGUGUGGCCUGCGCGGGACGCGACCGCAGCGGUAAUUCCACUCCGCCGCCUCAAUUAGUCAAUUAUUCAUCCCUCGCCGCGCGCGUGCAGGGCCACCUGCGGGCCGUUGAGGCCCCAGCGCUCCGGGACUGCCCCGGGGCUCACGACCGCUUCCGAGGAGGGAAGAGGAGGGAACGGGGCGCCACUGUACCCAGCUGCAGACCCAUGAACGGCCAUGAGCCGGGGUGAAGCCGCCCAGGAGGGGGGCUGCGAGGCCCAGUAAUCUGGACACAGGCCAAGAAGUCAAGAACUGCUGAAGUCCAGGCCUCCGCUCUUGUAUUGACACCAGUGACCACCCAGCCCAGCCAAAUCAUAUGGCCCUGUUUUCCUGAUGUAUGAGGACUCGUGCGGGCGCCUGAGCGAGCGGCAACCGCCAGCAAGGUCAUGGGCAGCGCGGCCGUGCAGCUGCUGGCCUUCCUGCUCAGCUUCCUGGGCCUGGUCGGCACGCUCAUCACCACCAUCCUGCCGCACUGGCGCCGGACGGCGCACGUGGGCACCAACAUCCUGACGGCCGUGUCCUACCUGAAGGGGCUGUGGAUGGAGUGCGUGUGGCACAGCACGGGCAUCUACCAGUGCCAGAUCUACCGCUCGCUGCUGGCGCUGCCCCGCGACCUGCAGGCGGCCCGCGCGCUCAUGGUCAUCUCCUGCCUGCUGUCGGGCGUGGCCUGCGCCUGCGCCGUGGUCGGCAUGAAGUGCACGCGCUGCGCCAAGGGCACGCCUGCCAAGCCCGCGUUCGCCGUGCUGGGCGGCGUGCUCUUCCUCCUGGCCGGCCUGCUCUGCAUGGUGGCCGUGUCCUGGACCACCCACGACGUGGUGCAGAACUUCUACAACCCGCUGCUGCCCAGCGGCAUGAAGUUCGAGAUCGGGCAGGCCCUGUACCUCGGCUUCAUCUCCUCGUCCCUGUCGCUCAUCGGCGGCACGCUGCUCUGCCUGUCCUGCCAGGACGAGGCGCCCUCCAGGCCCUGCCAGGCUCAGCCCCGGGCCGGCACGGCCACCGCGCCCGCCUACCGGCCACCCGACGCCUACAAGGACAAUCGGGCCCCCUCGGCCACCUCGGCCUCGCACAGCGGGUACAGGCUGAACGACUAUGUGUGAGUCCCCACGGCCUGGCCCUCCCCAGGCCCCCGAGAGGCGCCCGGGACCCAGGCUGCCGACCGCUUCAAGGUCCGGGCACCAAGUUUACUUCUGGGCUGCUUUGGUGUCCAAAGGAAUAAUGUGAACCUGAGGAAAAUGGGCUUAGGAUGCAGGGAAGGCGGGGAAAUAAGAUGAGGAGAAAAGCUCUACCUACCAAAGGCUAAAAAAAAAAAAUCCUGUUUUUGUAUUUAUUAUAUGUAUUUAUGUGGGUGAUUUAACGACAGCUGAAUAAAAAGCGACUUGGGAGUUUGGUCAGUGGGGUUUGUUUGCAAGCCAGGAAUAAACCUUUUGGAUGCGGUUGUCCCUGAAACUGACAAUAGCCGUGUCUGUUUGCAGACCCUGAUUCUGUCUGCGAAGAUGCUGGUAGCCGUAGCCGGCAGGCCUCCGGGCUCUGCCCACACGGGACAGGAGAAUCACAGGAGGGCUGGGCUGAUGUUCAUCCAAAAGGCGCCUGAGCGGCAUCACCAGAAACGGUCGCCCUGCCCUGGCUCGAUCUCAGAGGCAAGGCAGGAGGUGCGGGGCUUCCUUGAAAAAAAGAUAAUUGCCAUCAACCACAAAAGAAGGACAAUGUCAUUUUCUACCGGGAAGCAGUCGGCCCGCACUAGUAAGGCAGCGAAAGUCAGAAGGAAAAAAAAAGGCAAAGUGAAACACGCCUGUUCACUUGGCUUUCCAGGCAUUGGCAAGAGGCCCAGUUAGGAAGGCUGCUCACCCCAAGCACAGAAUGUCACUGGCGUCUUUCCUGGGAACAGAAGUAUGAUGGCAGCUGACAUCAGAGCAGGUACAAGGGCUGCUGACUGCUCUUUUAGCUGGAAAGAACUGCUGCGAGGGCCAGGUGAGGCCUGACCUCUUUAAGGACACUGAAUUUGCUUUCGGGGCUGUGAUCUAAAUCACACACACACACACGCACACACACACACACACACACACACACACGCUGCUCCCCCGUUAGCCCAGGGAGACUGCUCAUGCCUCUGCCCCAGCCUCAAGCUGUGAACACGGAAGGAAAUAGCCUGCCGCGUGGAAGGGCUGAGUCUGAGGUCUGUUACGUGAAGCCCCACCAUCCUCAAGGGGUCUUAGAAUAGGGCCACCAGGGCUCCAUCCGUCACUGUCCGCAGGGAAGCGAGCCACAGAGGGUCAGCCACACGUGGCUGGGCUUACUGGCGUGGCGUGGCGUGGCCUGGUGAGACUCUGGCCCCAGGAUCAGGGAGGUAGAAGGGGAGGCUCCCGGGCAAGGAUUAGGAGGCCAGACGGACCUCAGCCCUGCGACUCUGGAUCCAGCAAGGCUGGAAGUUGCUUGAUGCUCCCCUGACUUCAUGCCUCCUCCUGACAGGGUCCUCCGGGCCACCGAGAUGGUGACAAGAAGCCCAGCUGCCACGUGCUUCCCACGUAGGCAGAGGCUCUCACCAGUAAUGUCCAUACACCCCACGAUCCUCUUCUGAUUCCUUUAAGCCUCACCAGUUACACCUAAUAAACUGCACCAUUGAUGAGAUCCAGCAACAGGAGAAUCUUCUAGCAACAUUGAAAAGUCAGGGUUUAAGGAACAAUCCUACACAUACAUAUUUCUUUUCUAUUUUGUGCUGACCUCUAGACCCCAAGCAACAGGGGCCGCUUCUGUUUGGAAGGAGGGGGUACCACACAUUUUAGCCUCUAUCUAGCCCCGCAGAAGCUAAGAGGGCUGGUAUGUGCCAUCCUAUUUAGGUCAGGGAUUUAGAUCAGAAAGGUCAUCAUUUAUUUAUGAUGGAACAAGCAAUUUUAACCUACUCUUUAAAUUAUAAAAACAAAUCUGAAUCUAUAAAGAAGAGAAACAAAAUCUUCUUAAAACGAAAUGAUAUUCUGUCAGUCCUUACUUGAUGGUCACAAUCUAGAAUGUGUUUAGUGAAGUUAUUCUAGUUAAUAGACCGAUUACAAAUUUAAAGGUAAAAUAGCUUUUUAAAAUUCGAAGUAUAGUUGAUUUACAAUAUUUUAUUAGUUUCAGGUGUCUAGCAAAGUGAUUCAGUUAUAUUUUUUUCAGAUUAUUUUCCAUUAUAGGUUAUUACAAGAUAUUGAACAUAGUUCCCUGUGCUAUACAGUAAAUCCUUGUUGCUGAUCUAUUUUAUGUAUCGUAGUUUGUAUCUGUUAACCCCAAACUCCUAAUUUGUCUCCCCCCUUCCCUUUGAUAACCAUAAGUUUGUUUUCUAUGUCUGUGAGUCUGUUUUGUAUAUAGAUUUGUUUGUAUUUUUUUUUAGAUUCCACAUAUAAGUGACAUUGUAUAAUAUUUGUCUUUCUCUGUCUGACUUACUUCACUUAGUAUGAUAAUCUCUAGGCCCAUCCGUGUUGCUGCGAAUGGCAAUAUUUCUUUCUAAAAUAGCUCUUAUCAAACUCUUUCUCUGAAUUCUGUCACUACUAAAGUAAAAUAUGUUCCUCUCUCCUACUCAGGUGAAAGACUAAUAAUAAUAGUGAUUACAAUUUAUUAAGCACUUACCAUGUUCCAGGAAUACCUUUUACUUACUAAUUUACCAAUUUAUCUCUUACCAAAGAGAUACACAAGAACCCAAUGAGAUAAAUACUCAUUUUAACCCCAUUUUACAAAGGAGGAAAUCAAAGUGCAUAGAGAUUAAAUUUUUUGCCCAGGGUCACAGAGCUAGUGAGCAAAAGACCCAGGAUUUGAACCCAGACAGGUAAGCAGGGAGAAAAUACAUUCACUCAAGUAGAAGCAUGACCUAUAAGCUAAUUAAUUUCAUGUCCAGACUAUUUCCAAAUAAUUAAGUGAAUUGUUUCAUGACCAUAUUUAGUUCUUUCUAGAACCAUCACUCUGUUAACUGGGUUCUGGCUGGAUUACAGGAAAUGUGAUAUCAGACCCAUAGGUCCAAGUUUGAAUCCCCAUAGAAAGCAGAAAGUGACACACAGGAAGUGACACACGGAUGGCUCUGACCUACAGCUGGCCCACCAACUGUAGGAAAUAGAUCCAAAUAAGACCUUAAUUCCCUCCUUCAAGAUACAGGGUGUAAGAUCGCUGUUCCCAGUUUCCUCUGGCUCUUUUGCUCUCAUUCACUCCUAAGACAAGAGCUCAGGUCCUGUGAUCCCCUUUUUCAUCACAUUACAAUCUCCUCCCCUUUUUCAUCACAUUACAAUCUCCAGGGCCAUCAAGUAGAUGCCUGCCUCUGCCCAUCUCUUUGGGACUAGGCAGUCAUAACCAAGGUUGUUUUGAACAAAGUAUGGUCUCCUUUCGAGGUACAACAUGUAAUCCCAAAUUUCAAAAUAAAAAGGAAACAUGAGUCAGA
This is a messenger RNA of Balaenoptera ricei (Rice's whale), 4461 nucleotides long. It is a transcript of the gene CLDN14, whose product is annotated as claudin 14. The transcript has 3 exons. The record is from RefSeq and is a predicted model, not a curated record. Gene Ontology annotation, cellular component: plasma membrane; bicellular tight junction. Gene Ontology annotation, biological process: cell adhesion; bicellular tight junction assembly. Gene Ontology annotation, molecular function: structural molecule activity. Lineage: Eukaryota; Metazoa; Chordata; Mammalia; Artiodactyla; Balaenopteridae. The coding region runs from base 452 to 1162 and encodes 236 amino acids.